AUGGAGCCCUACGACUAUUACUAUCAGAAUGCGUACCCUGUUCCGGAGACGGGUCGAGAAACCUACUCGAACCUUCAGAAUAGCCCAGAAUCCUCGACCAGCCAAGAUUACGACGAUGAUGACGAACUCACCGAUCAAGAGUCGUCAUCCAGUCAAGACUACGCGCCACAAUGCAACAGUCGAGGUGCGUGUUUAGUCUGGGCCUGUAAGGCAUGCAAACGCAGAUCGGUCAGCGUCGAUAGAAGAAAAGCUGCGACUCUCCGUGAACGUCGAAGACUUCGGAAAGUCAAUGAAGCUUUCGAACUCUUGAAGCGAAGAACCUCAGCGAACCCCAAUCAGCGCCUGCCGAAAGUGGAAAUCCUCAGAAAUGCAAUCGAGUACAUCGAGAGUCUCGAGGACCUCCUGCAGCACAGCACCACGAAACACGGGACGCUUCUGGCGGCGAGCGGAACCGCGACCCUGAAUGCCAUGCAAAGAUUCAGGGAGCUCCAGGCGCAGAAAUUGCAGCAGCGACAGACCAGUCCGGAGAGUGACGGCAACGUCGAGAGGAUGCACCAUUCCCAGGCAAGAGAUAGCAGAGACUCCCAAAGACUGGCCAGGUAUCACAAAGAAAUAAUGGAGCUGUCGGCGCGACCGAGCUCCCAAUAUCAAUCUGCCCAAAACAGCCUGGAUUGCUUGAGCCGUAUCGUUCAAAAUCUGAAUCCUGCCAGUUCCGGCUCCUCGAGCGAGCUCACGAGUGCAGCCAGAAUACUCGGGAGUGCCAACAAAUUCGCUUUCGACUGA
Galendromus occidentalis (western predatory mite) is the source of this 783-nucleotide messenger RNA. It is a transcript of the gene nau, whose product is annotated as myogenic-determination protein nautilus. Gene Ontology annotation, biological process: muscle organ development; positive regulation of myoblast differentiation; regulation of transcription by RNA polymerase II. The coding region runs from base 1 to 783 and encodes 260 amino acids. NCBI's taxonomy places the organism in Eukaryota, Metazoa, Arthropoda, Arachnida, Mesostigmata, Phytoseiidae. The record is from RefSeq and is a predicted model, not a curated record. Gene Ontology annotation, molecular function: DNA-binding transcription factor activity, RNA polymerase II-specific; RNA polymerase II cis-regulatory region sequence-specific DNA binding; protein dimerization activity. The transcript is spliced from 5 exons.